Molecule: messenger RNA, 1165 nt
Organism: Aegilops tauschii subsp. strangulata
Lineage: Eukaryota; Viridiplantae; Streptophyta; Magnoliopsida; Poales; Poaceae
Source: RefSeq, a predicted model, not a curated record
AUAAAUAACCUUUUCAAUCAAAAAGGUAAAACCAAAUCUUCUACUCAGCUUCGUUUCCACGCGCAGGAAACCCUAGAAAUCCCCCCACCCGAUUCCUCUCGGCAGGAUCCCCAACCCUUCCUCGCCCCCGGAGGCCUGAGCCGUAGUUCCCGACCCCCAGUCGCCCAAUUUCGCCGCCGCCCGAUCCCCGGAGUCCCGCGCCCUUCUUCUAUCCAUCUGGGCGGGCCGCCGGAAAGCGACUCGGGAUGGUGUUCUACUUCAAGGCGCGGCCCGACGCCGGUGACUACACCAUCUUCAUGGGGCUCGACAAGCAUGAGAACGAGGACCUCAUCAAGUACGGCUUCCCCGAGGACAUCUGGUUCCAUGUAGAUAAGAUGUCCUCUGCUCAUGUAUAUGUGAGACUGAAUAAAGGUCAAACAAUGGAUGACAUAAGCGAAGGUUUGCUGGAAGAUUGUGCCCAGCUUGUUAAAGCGAACUCCAUUCAAGGUAAUAAGGUGAAUAAUGUUGAUGUGGUUUAUACACCAUGGUACAAUCUGAAGAAGACACCAUCCAUGGAUGUGGGUCAAGUUGGCUUUCACAACUCUAAAUUGGUUCGGACUGUUCAAGUAGAAAAGCGAAUCAAUGAGGUUGUCAAUCGGUUGAACAAGACAAAGGUGGAGAGGACGCCUGACUUAAAGGCUGAAAGAGAAGCUGUGAGUGCUGCUGAAAAGGCUGAAAGAAAGUUGCAGCUUAGAGACAAAAAACGUAAAGAAGAGAUGGAGAGGCUCGAGAAGGAGAAGCAGGCUGAAAUAAGGAGUUACAAGGGCCUGAUGGUCCAAGACAAGAUGACUUCGAACAAGCAGGUUGCGUCUGGUAGCAAGACCCUGCAGGAACUAGAGGAGGACUUCAUGUGAGGCAACAGUGUGACGAAUUCGAUCAUACUGCAAAAGCUCUCUAAGAACUGAUUCUGUCGAAGACAGGACAGGCAUCGCCCAGCUUUCAAGACUCUUGACCUGAUGAUUCCAGGCGGAACCUUGACCUGUUACUGUUAUGCUUCGUACUUUAAUGGCAUCUGUAGACCUGUUUGAUGUGUUGAGACAACAGCUAUGUGUGAUCUAGCCGUGGGUCCGAUACAUGGAUCGGUUAAUCGUGAACCCGACAUGGUAAUAAAACUUAUUUUCAAUGA